CCUCUUACGUCAACCACUUGACAGUCCGCGUUGUUCCUCGCUGAUGCCUUCUGAAAAUGUUUCUCUCCUCUGCCGAAACGCUCGCGAAAAUUUCUCACGGGUGACACGUUGCGAUACGUUCGGAAAAAUGAGAGCACCGAGACAUUCAUCGAGAUACGAUGAGAAUUUGUAGAUUUUUGGAACCUGUUUCUUUCGGAUGUUUCGAACUGUGAGACUCGUUUGGUAUAUUCGAGUGAAUCGUUAAAACCCGGACAUGACAUUUCACAGCUGACACACGAACCGCUGGCAAAAUUUUGAGUCAAAUCAACCGUAUCGUACCUCGUUUAAAAGCUGAACAAUAAAUUUGAUGCUCUAUUUCAAUAAUAUAGUUCCUUUGGGUGUCACUACAGAUAAUAACAAAUCUGUGAAAAUACAAGUUGUUAGUAAUAAGAUAUUCGAUUCUCGUCAAAUUGUCACUUCAUCAUCAUAUGUUUUGAUAUUCCAGAACACGUAUAUUUAGUCCCUAGCUGUUCAAGAUCGCCAACUUUAAAAUGGAAAAAAAUUCUAUAAAGUACAAACCUUAGAAAUCACUAUCUCAUUCCGUUUUUUAUUGGAUCUUCUGAUUAAUUGACUAAUAGAAGAACUUAAAUCUCUUCAGUGAUACGAGAAUUUUAAAUUCACGUGGAACACACUGAAACGUUAAAAUUUACUGAAAUAAAAUAGCACACGCGUUUCGAAUUUUUUAUUUUUAAUCGAUGUAUUUUUAUGAGUGUUGAGUACAUCUUCUAACAACCUUGUAUAAGUAAAUAUUGUUGUGGCAUAAGAAAAUAUAUUUAUUUUUUAAUCUAUGUAAACAUUAUAAAUAUUUAUAAAAUAUAGCAUCUAAUAAUUUAACAAUAUUACUGAGAAUUAUGGAUUCACCAGUAUCACCACAAACACCUUUAAGUUUUGAAUUAAAAGCAAUUAUAAAUAAUAGAAAUGUAUUAAGUAUGAGGAGCCGCAUGAGAGUACUUAAUAGUUUAAAUGAAAGUAAUAAAAAAUAUUUAGAAGAAAAGGAAAAGAAUUUGAGAUCCCAAGCUAUUCAAGAGAUUUUAACAACAGAAGUUACUUAUUUACGACAAUUAGAAAUCUUAAUGGAGUUCUUCAUACAACCCAUGUUUGAGAGAAAGCUAUUGGACCAUGUUUUACUUUCAACAUUAUCUGAAAAUAUAAAAACAUUAUAUAACGUUAGUGGAGAAUUGGUAAAGGAAUUAAAACAAGAUCCACAGAAUAUAGCGGGUGCAUUUCAUAAGCUUGCACCCUUCUUUAAGUUAUAUUCUGUUUAUGCUUACGAUUUUGAACAAAUUUUGUCCUUACUACAGUCGAAACAAGAGAAUAAUUUUGUAUUCAAAGAUUUUAUUAGUAAACAAGAAUCAAGGCCUGAAGUUGCUAGAAAAUUGCCUUCAUUAUUAAUUACACCAAUACAAAGGGUACCUAGAUAUAAAUUACUUUUACAGGAAGUCAUGCAACAUACUCCUACCAAACAUAAAGAAUACAAUCUUUUGCAAGCUUGUUUAGUGGAAGUGGAAAAAGCAGCAAGACAUAUAAAUGGAUUAGUUGAGGAACAUGAGGAGGCACAAAAAUUAUUAAAACUUCAGAAAUGUAUUGUGAAUCCAAUUAAUUUAGUAAAACCUGGUAGAAAAUUGAUUAAACAAGGAUCAUUAAUGAGAGUCUCAAGACGAGGAAAUUCUGCAUAUAGAAGAUACUUUAUCCUUCUUAGUGAUACUUUAUUAUAUUGCAAGGGAGAUCCAGAAACCUCAUUAACUGUUUGUUGUGUUUUACCAUUGAACAAAUGUAAAGUAGAAUGUGUUUUGGGUGGUGGACUGUUUCGUGUUACUUGUUUAAAUGAGACACUCUUACUUUAUUCUGAGAAGGACGAUAGCCAUUUAUGGGUAGAAGCAGUGCAAAAUUCUAUAAAAAAGUAUGCAGAAUGUAGACAGACCUUAAGAAAAGAUAGUAGUUCAAGGAAACCAUUAAGGCACAAUAAUCUUAAUUUAUUUCCAUCUGAAAAUAUACCAAUUGCUGUUGGUAAAAGAAAAAGAUCAGAUGAAGAAACUGAGGUUAAUUUGGAUGCAUCAAGAAUUAUGUAUCUCAAAAAGGAUAGCGAAGCAGAUGCAGGUGCACAAUUAGAAAGUAAUUGGUUCAUACUACUAAAAAAAUUAAAAAGGUUAAAAAAUAGUACUAGCACAGAAUGUAUUGAACCCUGUUUGCAAAAUAUUAAUUAUAAUGUUAAGGGAAAAGAAAAUGAACAUUCCAUAAAAAAUACCACGCCAUGUUCAUCUCCUGCUACACCUUCAAAUUUUGAACAGCAAACUACAUCAACAUUUAAAUCUGUUACUGAAUUCUUUUCAUCUAUUGGAUCUUCAUUAAAAGGAUUUUUUAGAUUUAGAUAACAAAGUUCAGUUUAUGUGUUGUAAUAAAAAUUGACGAAAUAAUGAAAUAAGUAAUUUAUAUGCGUGUGUAUAUUGUUUAAUUUUCUAUUAAAAGUAUUUGGAAAAUAACU
Nomia melanderi (Alkali bee) is the source of this 2521-nucleotide messenger RNA. The record is from RefSeq and is a predicted model, not a curated record. Lineage: Eukaryota; Metazoa; Arthropoda; Insecta; Hymenoptera; Halictidae.